CACACACACACACACACACACAUUUAGAGAGGGGUCAGUCCACUGAGUGUGUGUGUGUGUGUGUGUGUGAUGGGAAGCAUGCGCGCGCUAGUCGUCUCCUCGGUGCUGUUAGCAUUAGCACUGUGCUAUCUGAGAGUUCCUGCUCUUCCCGGAAGUGUAGCGGAACCGGCCAAGCUGCUGGUGUUGGACGCGGUGUUCCGGGCCAUGCUGUGGGCGGCGAAGCUGGUUCAGGAUCUGGGCCUGAGUAAUCAGAUGUGUGUCCUGAACUACAUGGCGUUGUUCAUGGAGCUGCGAGCGCCGCGAUCCAGCGAGUCCGUCCGCGUCACAGACACGUCCUUUUCAGGAGUCCAGGCGCGUGUGUUCGAGUCCACGUCUCCGGGGCCACGGCGUCUCAAACGAGGAGUCGUCUACUUCCACGGGGGAGGCUGGGCUCUGGGCAGUGCACGAAUGCGUUCGUACGACCGCCUGUGCAGGACGAUGUCUGAGGAGCUGGAUGCAGUCGUCAUAUCUGUGGAGUACAGACUCGCCCCUGAGGUGUAUUUCCCAGGUCAGUACGAGGAUGCCAUCCAGGCCUGCAGGAACAUCCUGACGGACGAGGUUCUGGCCAGGUUCUCUGUGGAUCCUGACAGGUUAGCCGUGUCCGGUGACAGCGCCGGCGGGAACCUCGCUGCUGCCGUGGCUCAAGAGCUGGCGUCUGACAGCAGCAUCUCGAUCCGGUUCAAGGUCCAAGCCCUGAUCUAUCCCGUGCUCCAGGCGCUGGACUUCAACACUCCGUCGUACCAGCAGAACGGUGACGUUCCCAUCCUGUACCGCCCGCUUAUGGUGCGCUUCUGGCUCGAGUACCUGAACGGGGACGAAACUCUCAUCCCUGCUCUGCUGGUGAACAACCACACGGCACUGGACCAGAACCUGGACGCGGGUUCGGUCAGGGAGAAGCUCAACUGGACCCGAUUGUUAGCUCCUAAAUUCACCAAACAUUACAAACCCGUGGUUCCUCGACACGGUUCUCCGCAGAUCCUGCAGCAGCUCCCGAGCCUCCUGGACACCCGAGCCGCUCCGUUACUGGCCGAGGCCGAGGUGCUGAAGUUGGUUCCACCCGCCUACAUCGUGACCUGCGAGCACGACGUGCUGCGUGACGACGGCCUGAUGUACGCGCGGCGUCUGGAGGAGGCCGGCGUCCCCGUUACCAGCGACCAUUACGAACAGGGCUUCCACGGAAUCAUGAUGUUCGGAUUUUUUCCCGCCUGUUUCUCCGUCGGGUGGCAGAGUCUCAGGAACUACAUCCAGUGGCUUCAGCACAACCUGUAACUCUUAUUUUAGCUAUUUUAGUCCUGGUGAAGGUCCAGCGGCCCAGACUCUUAAAUACCUCAUGUGAUGUCACUGUGUGAAUGCGAAAUGUUUCUU
This is a messenger RNA of Clarias gariepinus (North African catfish), 1404 nucleotides long. Its product is annotated as neutral cholesterol ester hydrolase 1. The coding region runs from base 70 to 1308 and encodes 412 amino acids. The record is from RefSeq and is a predicted model, not a curated record. Gene Ontology annotation, cellular component: membrane. Gene Ontology annotation, molecular function: carboxylic ester hydrolase activity. The transcript is spliced from 5 exons. Lineage: Eukaryota; Metazoa; Chordata; Actinopteri; Siluriformes; Clariidae.